AUGCAACAUUUAUCGAAAGAAAAUAAACAAUUUAUUGCUUUUCAAUUACUAUCAGAUAUGAUAUUUCGAUUAGAUCAAACAAUAUAUGGUAAAGAUGAACUUUUACAAUUUUAUCGAUCAAAAUAUCAAAAUAACACCAUAGAAACAAAGAAAAUCAAUGAUUUUGAAAAGAAAUAUGAAUCAAAAGAUGCUGUAAAAUGGUUUCCAAAAGAUUGUUUAUUUAUAUCGUCUAUUAAAUCAAUCCCUUCAAAUUGA
Messenger RNA from Rotaria sp. Silwood2, 255 nucleotides. The record is from the annotation of a GenBank genome assembly. NCBI's taxonomy places the organism in Eukaryota, Metazoa, Rotifera, Eurotatoria, Philodinida, Philodinidae.